This is a messenger RNA of Ilex paraguariensis (yerba mate), 1720 nucleotides long. Lineage: Eukaryota; Viridiplantae; Streptophyta; Magnoliopsida; Aquifoliales; Aquifoliaceae. The record is from the annotation of a GenBank genome assembly.
UGAACCGGCCGGUUCGUUCAUAAACCCUCACCUGAGAGAAACUCAGACGCCUACCCAAUAGGCUAAAACCUCUGAAAUCUAGAGAGAGAUAGAGAGGGCACCAUGUCUGGGGGCAGAAUUAUUUCGCUUCUGAGGAGGAACAAAGCCCUCAAUCACAUAUCACAAUCGAGCCUGAAGAGAUCAUCGUCAUCUAGGGUUUUGAAUGAUGAAGCUUCAUCGCUAAACCCUUGUUACAGACUCUUUUCUUCUUCUUCUUCUUCUAAAGCUCAAUUGGUUCCAUUCCGCAGCAUUGGUUCGUUAACCGCGAGAAGCUCUAUCAUUUCUGGAUUUAGGUCUUUUGUCCAUAAUCAAAAGGGGUUUUAUACAAAAUAUCUGAGGAAUAUGUCCACCACAGCAUCUGCGUGUGCACAAGAUAAGGAGGGAUUGAAGCUUCUAGUGACUGCAGGGCCUCGUGCUCAAAAAAUGGUUGGCAUAUGGCUUUUCACAUCUGCUGCAUGGGUGUUUAGUAUGGUGGUACUUGGUGGUGUCACUCGGUUGACCCGAUCUGGUCUUUCAAUGACUGAUUGGAAAUUCACUGGUAGCCUUCCUCCUCUAUCAGAUGAGGACUGGUUGAUUGAGUUUGAGAAAUACAAACAAUCCCCCGAGUACAAGCGUAUAAACAAAGGGAUGAACAUUGAUGAUUUCAAGUUCAUAUACUGGAUGGAGUAUGCACAUCGAAUGUGGGGAAGGGCACUGGGAAUCAUGUUUGCGCUGCCAUUUUCAUACUUUCUUCGUAAGGGAUAUAUUACCCCACGACUUGGUCUUAGACUCUCUGCACUCUUUGCUCUUGGUGCUGGGCAGGGAUUAAUUGGUUGGUGGAUGGUAAAAAGUGGUUUGGAGGAACCUCCAUCUGAGUAUGCUCAACCAAGAGUAAGCCCUUACCGUCUUGCAGCUCACCUUACUUCGGCAUUUGCUAUUUACUGUGGGCUCUUUUGGACUGCUCUUUCUGUUGUUAUGCCUGAACCCCCUGCUGAAUCAGUAGCUUGGGUUCAUGGGGCGGCAAAGGUUAAGAGACUUGCCCUUCCAGUAGGCAUACUUGUCGGCAUCACUGCUGUCUCAGGAGCAUUUGUUGCGGGAAAUGAUGCGGGCCAUGCAUUUAAUACUUUUCCAAAGAUGGGUGAUAAAUGGAUUCCAGAUGAUAUUUUUAGCAUGAAGCCAAUUAUGCGAAACUUCUUUGAAAAUACGUCCACUGUGCAGCUUGAUCAUCGUAUCCUAGCAACUGCAACUUUAGUUUCAAUUGGUGGCUUAUGGUGGUCAACAAGGAAACUGGACAUACAUCCUGCUAUACGAUCUUUAAUUGGAAGCACCAUGGGAAUGGCUGCUCUUCAGGUCACUUUGGGAAUAUCAACUCUUCUAUCUUAUGUGCCUGUCUCGCUGGGCACUGCUCAUCAGGCUGGGGCUCUAACUCUUUUAACACUAAUGAUCCUGCUCAAUCACACUAUAAGAAGACCGUCAUUAUCACUCCUCAAAUCGCUGCCUUCAGUUGCAAAAAACCUGAUGGUCUGAACCUUGAGAUUAUGUGAUGAGCAUUAUUCUUACAUUUAUUUUUAAAUAUCCGAUAGCCAAGUUAAGAAAUAGCAGUUGAUCAGAGAUGUACUGUAGCUUGAACAGUGAUGUAACUAUAGCUGUGAAAUGCCAUUGAUUAAUUGUUAAUCCAAAGUCUGAUCAUUUUUUAGUGUUG